Boleophthalmus pectinirostris (great blue-spotted mudskipper) is the source of this 2682-nucleotide messenger RNA. RefSeq names its product solute carrier family 8 member 2b (gene slc8a2b). Gene Ontology annotation, biological process: cell communication; calcium ion import across plasma membrane; sodium ion transmembrane transport. Gene Ontology annotation, molecular function: calcium:sodium antiporter activity. The record is from RefSeq and is a predicted model, not a curated record. Gene Ontology annotation, cellular component: axon; sarcolemma; postsynapse. NCBI's taxonomy places the organism in Eukaryota, Metazoa, Chordata, Actinopteri, Gobiiformes, Gobiidae. The transcript is spliced from 14 exons. The coding region runs from base 16 to 2682 and encodes 888 amino acids.
UACUUUGUGUCGCUCAUGUACAUGUUCAUGGGAGUGUCCAUCAUCGCAGACCGCUUCAUGGCGUCCAUCGAGGUCAUCACAUCACAGGAGAAGGAAGUGACCAUAACACUGCCUAAUGGAGAGACGUCUAUAGCAACGGUUCGAAUCUGGAACGAGACAGUAUCCAACCUUACGCUGAUGGCUCUGGGCUCCAGCGCUCCUGAGAUCCUUCUGUCUGUCAUAGAGGUGUGUGGGCACAAGUUUGAGGCUGGAGAGCUGGGACCAGGCACUAUCGUUGGCAGCGCUGCCUUUAACAUGUUUGUCAUCAUCGGCAUCUGUGUGUGGACCAUUCCCAAUGGACAGUCACGCAAAAUCAAACACCUGCGUGUGUUCUUCAUCACGGCCUUCUGGAGUAUCUUUGCCUACAUCUGGCUCUACCUCAUCCUGUCGGUCAUUUCACCCGGCGUGGUGGAGGUUUGGGAGGCCCUGGUCACACUGCUCUUUUUCCCUGUAUGUGUGCUGCUGGCCUGGAUUGCAGACCGCCGCCUCCUUUUCUACAAAUACAUGGGCAAGCGUUACCGUGCCGACAAACGUCGUGGCAUUGUGGUCGAGACAGAGGGGGAUCUGACUCCCAAUAAAGCCACGAUGGAGAUGGUUGUUGAUGGCAAGUUCCCACCACGAGGGGGCGCUGUUGUCCCAGGUGAAAACUACAGGGGAAACACUCAGGAUGACACAACUCUGGACAACUCUACAGGCACAGCAGGACUGGAUGAGAGCCGCAAGGAGGUGAUCCGCAUCUUGAGGGAGCUGAAGCAGAAGUAUCCUGACAAAGAGCUGGACCAGCUGGUGGAACUGGCCAACUACUACGCCCUGCUGCACCAGCAGAAGAGCAGGGCCUUCUACCGCAUCCAGGCCACACGGAUGAUGAUUGGAGCGGGGAACGUGCUAAAGAAGCAUGCUGCAGACCACGCCCGUCGUGCAGUGGUCACAGAGGAAGAGACCCAGGAGGAGGAUGACCUGGAAAUCUGCAGCCACAUCUCCUUUGAAAGCCCCCACAGCCAGUGUAUGGAGAACUGCGGAGUGCUAACCCUCACUGUUGUCUGCCACGGUGGUCUAGGAGAGAACACCUUCUAUGUGGACUACAGGACUGAGGAUGGCUCUGCAAAUGCAGGCUCAGAUUAUGAUUAUAGUGAAGGAACUCUGGUUUUCAAACCUGGAGACACACAUAAAGAGAUCAAGGUUGGCAUCAUUGAUGAUGAUAUCUUUGAGGAGGAUGAGCACUUCUUUGUGCGUCUGUUGAAUCUGCGUGUGGGAGACGCAGAGGGCAUGUUUGAGAGUGACGAGGUUGGUGCUGCACCUAAAGCCCGCCUGGUGGAGCCUCUGGUUGCCACAGUGACCAUCCUGGACGACGACCAUGCUGGAAUCUUCACUUUCAGCGACAGCACAUGCCGUGUGAGUGAGAGCGUGGGCACUAUGGAGGUGACUGUGAACCGUAACUCUGGGGCUCGAGGCACAGUCAUCCUCCCGUACCACACCGAGGCGGGCACUGCCAAACCUGGUGAGGACUACGAGGAUGCCCGGGGCGAGCUGGAAUUUACCAAUGACCAGACCACUCAGACGAUUCAGGUGCGGAUCAUUGACGAUGAGGAGUAUGAGAAGAAGGAGAGCUUCUACAUUGUCCUAGAGGAGCCACGCUGGCUGAAGAGAGGCAUCUCAGGUACUUCUAAUGUUCAUCACAUGCUUUGCUUCUUUGUGAGGACUACAUCUAAUUAUUAUGAAUAUUGUAGACAUGGGUGUAAUCCGAUAUGUGUGUGUGUCCUCCCAGAGGGGCAGGAAGGCCAGUUGAGUGCAGAGGAGGAGGAAGCUCGCAGGAUUGCUGAGAUGGGGAAGCCCAUUCUGGGAGAACACAGUCGCCUAGAGGUGGUCAUCGAGGAGUCCUACGAGUUUAAGAGCACAGUGGACAAACUGAUAAAGAAGACCAACCUGGCUCUGGUGAUUGGUACACACUCUUGGAGAGAGCAAUUUGUGGAGGCUGUGACUGUCAGUGCAGGUGAUGGGGAUGAGGACGAGGAAGGCCGAGAGGAGCGCCUCCCCUCCUGUUAUGACUAUGUCAUGCACUUCCUCACUGUGUUCUGGAAGGUGCUGUUUGCCUGUGUUCCUCCUACAGAGUACUGGAAUGGCUGGGCGUGCUUCUGCGUGUCCAUCAGUGUCAUUGGGCUCCUCACAGCCAUCAUUGGAGACCUGGCCUCUCACUUUGGCUGCACUGUGGGCCUGCGAGACACAGUCACAGCUGUGGUCUUUGUGGCUCUGGGAACAUCUAUUCCAGACACUUUUGCCAGUAAAGUAGCAGCCAUGCAAGACCAGCACGCUGAUGCCUCUGUGGGCAAUGUGACCGGCAGCAAUGCAGUCAAUGUAUUCCUGGGGAUUGGAGUGGCCUGGUCUGUGGCAGCUGUAUAUUGGAAGAUCAAAGGGAAGCCCUUCAAUGUGGACCCAGGCUCUUUGGCCUUCUCGGUCACCCUCUUCACCAUCUUUGCGUUUAUCUGCAUGGCUGUGCUGUUGUUCCGCCGCCGGCCCUCUAUCGGGGGGGAGUUGGGUGGGCCCAAAGUGCCCCGCCUUCUCACUACUCUGCUUUUCCUGGGCCUUUGGUUCCUCUACAUCCUGUUCUCCAGCCUGGAGGCCUACUGCCACAUCGAUGGCUUUUAA